AUGUUGCUCCAUCCAACCAUAUUCCUGAUUGGCUGCUCAUUGGCAUCAUUCAUUUCUCCCCAAUAUGUAAAUUCCUAUGGAUAUGGAUAUGCCGUUAAUGAUCUAGAUGGCUCUGGAAAUGGAAAUAAUAACCAAAAUUCAAAUUCUGUGAAUUCGAAUUCUGUGAAUUUAAACUCUGGAAAUUCGAACUCUGGAAAUCCAGAUCCAGCCCCCAAAGGCGGAAAUUCUAGAAUUUCUGGAUAUGUCACUGGAAAUAAUGGACAAACUGGUGGACAAAUUUUGAGAUUGGGACCAAAUGGCAAAUUGUUGAUUACGAAUUGCAACGUUUGCCGGCUGUGUUGUAUUGGAAAAAAUGUCACUUAUGAAAUUGAGAAUCUUACUGAUAGAAGAGAUAACAAUGUUAAUGGCGGGUCUACUACACCAAACCAACCAGAACAAUACGCCACCGCUCCACCACCAACAACUGUCCCACCUCCGCCCCCAUGUGUCCCAACAACUACUACAGAGACACCAACUACAACAACUACAUCCACUACUACUCCUAGACCGCCAUGCAUCUACACUGCUCCACCAACCCAACCAACCCAACCAACCCUACCAACAACCCGUAAGUCUGUCCCUUUAAUUUUCUUUUUUCAAAUUUCCCCAAAAUUUCCGUUUUCUCCUCAGUUCUCUAUGUUUUUUCCAUCUCUAAUUUGCUCCUCAGUUCCUCCUCCUCCUGCCACCUAUCCAACAAUUCCAACCAAUGGAUAUGCCACGUCACCAACACCAUCUGGAUACCCAACUGCUCCUCCUCCAACUCAAACUACAGUAAUCCCAGGGUACCCUGUUCCAGAAUGGCCAACAACUGCUCAACCAAUUACAACCACUACUCCACAAGGCGGGGAAGUACCACCAGGACCCAAUGGGAAGUGCUGCUACAUCGACUUGCGUACCAUCCAAGCAAUUGUUUCUUGUGGAGCAUUUGGAGGAUCUCAGAAAGGGUGCUGCUCCAAAUCCUGCUCUUCAUCUUCCCAAUCGAAUUCCCAAAUUCAACGACAAAUUCAAAUCAAUUUCCAACUUCUGUCCCGUUAUUUCGGUCAAAUCCCAACACGAAUUUCCUGCACCGACGCCGUCAGAUUCGGAAUCGUUGAAUCCAGAGAAAUUGAUGGUGUUUGUCCUCCACAGUACUCUCCAUUCCCAACUGUAGAACUGCCAACGGUCCGCCCGGAUGGUGAGCAACCAACUACAGUAACCCCUCCUGGGCAAGUUGUUAUUCCAACUAAUGGACCAUCUGAUGCCUACGUGAAACCACCAACAAGCUCUGUGGCUGCUGCUUCGCUGCUGACUGUAGUUUUGGCUACUGUACUUUGUCUUUGA
This is a messenger RNA of Caenorhabditis briggsae, 1359 nucleotides long. The record is from RefSeq and is a predicted model, not a curated record. Bases 1 to 1359 code for a protein of 452 amino acids. The transcript has 6 exons. Lineage: Eukaryota; Metazoa; Nematoda; Chromadorea; Rhabditida; Rhabditidae.